ACACUAGAGCUAACUCGCAGCCAUGCCGAGGUGCAUUAAAUGUUUAUCUGAAAACGACUCUGCAUCGGAAGACCGACAUUGGCACAGGAUAGCCACCUUGUUCAUGAAUUGUGUUUCCAACGGCACCGUUUAUGAGGAGGCGGUUGGACGAGAAGGGAGCUGGGCCAGGCUGUGCGACGGAUGUUGCGCGGUGCCAAGCGUGGUGUACUGCCGCGCCGACUCCGCGUACCUCUGUGCAUCUUGUGAUGCACAGAUCCACGCCGCAAACCGUGUGGCCUCGCGCCAUGAGCGUGUGCUCCUCUCCGAGGCCUACAAGCAUGCACCAGUGGUGCUGGAAUGUCAUGCAGAUGCUGCAGCGUUGUGCGCCGCCUAUGAAGCACAGGUACACUACACAAACCUGCUUGCCACGAUGCACCAGCGCGUGCCCGUGGUGUCACACCCGGUCGCAGCCAUUCCAGCUGCUUCUUUAUUUGCCGAGGCAGCAGCCACCGCUCCUGUCCUCGGCAGCAAGGAAGAGGACGCCUCUUGGCUGCUGCCCAGCAAAGAUUCUGAUAACCAUAAUCACAGUGGCAACCACAGCAGCAGCAGCAGCAGCAGCAGCAGCAGAUAUUUUGGUGAAGUGGAUCAGUACUUUGACCUUGUCGGGUACAAUUCUUACUAUGAUAGCCACAUGAACAACCAAGAGCAGUAUGUGAUGCAAGAACAACAACAUCUGCAGCAGAUGCAAAAGGAGUACGCGGAGCAGCAGAUGCAAAAGGAGUACGUGGAGAAGGAAGGGAGCGAGUGCAUAGUACCUUCGCAGUCUGCAAUUGUGAGCAGGCCACAUCAGAGUGGUUAUGCACCACUUGUAGGGGCAGAGCAGGCUGCCUCCGUGACUGCUGGGGUUAGUGCUUACACAGAUUCCGUCAACAACAGCAUAUCUUUCUCAAUGGAGGCGGGUAUAGUACCGGACAAUACGGUCCAGUCCAGCAUCCUGAGACCAGCUGGAGCCAUCGGUCUCUUCUCAAGUCCUUCACUUCAGACACCAAUUCACUUCAGCUCCAAGGAGAGAGAGGCCAGGGUCCUCAGGUACAAGGAGAAGAAGAAGAGCAGAAAGUUUGAGAAGACCACACGUUAUGCAACAAGGAAGGCGUAUGCCGAAGCACGGCCAAGGAUCAAGGGGCGCUUCGCCAAAAGAUCAGAUGCAGACAUGGAAGUGGACCAGACGUUCUCAACUGCAGCCCUAUCUGACAGUAGCUACAGUACAGUCCCAUGGUUCUGAUGAGGCAUCGUAUUAGCAUAUGGACUUACCAGAGUGAUAAGGUACAGUACGAGUAUUUCAAGCAGAUCGAUGCUCUGAAUAAUGGUUGGAUAUGUGCAACUUAAUCAUAAGGUACCUUAGCAUCUACAUUUUGGUUUAUAGUUUCAGAUAGCACGUAUGUGAUGUUAGAUACUUGCUCAGUCACUUCAGUUACAAGUGAACAAAGAGCGGUAUUUAACUAUUUAAAGAUGUAAUGUAACGGCACAUAGAUAACUAUGGGGCGUGUUGGAUUUUUUUUUCCUUUUGACAAGAAGCAGCUACCAGCUGAUUUCAUUGAUGAAGGGACGGUAAUGUUA
Molecule: messenger RNA, 1596 nt
Organism: Triticum dicoccoides
Lineage: Eukaryota; Viridiplantae; Streptophyta; Magnoliopsida; Poales; Poaceae
Product: zinc finger protein HD1-like
Exons: 3
Coding region: 23-1261 (412 amino acids)
Biological process (GO): regulation of flower development
Cellular component (GO): nucleus
Molecular function (GO): DNA-binding transcription factor activity; zinc ion binding; protein binding
Source: RefSeq, a predicted model, not a curated record